CCUUGGUUAAUGCUCUCGAACGCUGGCUCGACAGUCAGCAGCUCGCCGCCGCCGGAGAGCCUCAGUUGCUUUUUAUAAAAGAAAAAAGAGGAAGAAAAACAGAUUCUUACCACAGUGACCUUACCUAUAGCUAGUUGUUGUAAGCCCUGUGGUAAAAAUUGCGUUAGUUCUUUAGUGGUGCAGAAAAGCGGGUCUGGUUCGAGUAACAAAGGUUAACCAGAGAUUCACGCGAAUCGUGGCAUGGCAGGACGCGAGCCCGCAAAGGCCAGUCGCGUGCCAUCGGCGGCCCAGGCGCUCCGCAGCGCGAGGGCCCAGCCAAGGCCAGCGCAACGAACAGCCCUAUCUGCUACCCAUUGAGAAAGCUGAGUUGUCCAAGCCCGAGUGAGUGUCGAGUGUGCUGUGAGUGCGGAUAUAAAUUAAGUGCGCGGGCGCGCGUGCGUGCAACACAACGAACCGUGAACGCUGUAGCAAUAUAGCUGUAUCGGCGGCAGCGUAGCUCCGUCAGAGACCAGAGCUGAUCAGCAGCGCCCUGGGCCAGAUACCGGCUACGAUGCCGCACGUCAGUAGUAGCGGCGGUGGUGAUGACCUCGGCAGCGAAGAUGAAGUCAAAAUUUUCAAGGAUGAAGGGGAAGACGAGAAACGCUCUUCAGAAAACCUUACCGAGGAAAAGAGCUCACUUAUCGAUCUCACAGAGUCAGAGGAAAAGGUAUCUCUCGUCAGUGGAAGCUACUCGACAACAGGCAAGACGACGGCCCGAUCUGACCUUAGUCCGGUCUUUGGAAAGGUGGACCCAACGCCACACACAUCUUCGUUCAACAUGGGCUACCUUGUCUCACCAUACCCCUACCCAAACGGAGCGGGAGGACCUAUUCCAGUCUCUAUGGCAAGUAAAAUGGGUCUGGCAGGAGCCCAUGCCAGUGGGCUGCCAUUCUUCUGCCCUAACGGAGAGCAUUUGACUCAGCCACCUCCCGCGCACAUGGGCAUCCCGCCGUACGGAGCCUUGGAUGCUGGAAAAGCAGCAGCGGCCGCUGGUCUGACAAGAACGCCGAUGUACCCGUUCUCCGCGGGCCAAUACCCCUAUCCUAUGCUCAGUCCAGAAAUGACGCAAGUCGCCGCUUCCUGGCACACGCCAAGUAUGUACCCGAUCUCUCCAGCGAGCGCUGGAUUCCGCAGUCCCUACCCCACGAGUUUACCCAUCAGUAGUUCAAGUUUACCCAGUGAUCUCUACCGGUUUUCACCCACAAGCCUUAUGCCUCCUCACCCUGGUUUGAGUCCCCACGCACACGCACUGGCAUCACACGCUCUGGUCUCCUCCGCUCCCAAGGCGGAUCACUCUACCUUGGAUCACAAUCACAGGUCUUCGAUAGAACAAAAAAAUUCGUCAUCGUUACCUGCAGACAACACAAAGAAUCAGGACACUGGACAACAAAACAAUCAAGAAAAAAAGAAACCCCACAUAAAGAAGCCUUUAAAUGCAUUUAUGUUAUACAUGAAAGAAAUGAGGGCAAAAGUAGUGGCAGAAUGUACCUUGAAAGAAAGUGCUGCGAUAAAUCAAAUCUUGGGAAGAAGGUGGCAUUCACUAAGUCGAGAGGAACAGCAACGGUAUUAUGAGGCGGCUAGACACGAACGCCAACUGCACCAGCAGCGCUAUCCUGGCUGGAGCGCUAGGGAUAACUAUGGAUACGGCAGCAAGAAGAAGAAGCGGAAGAAAGAGCGAUCCGCGGAUCCCAUCGGAGGUAACAACAUGAAAAAGUGUCGAGCAAGGUUUGGACUUGAUCAACAGAGUCAGUGGUGCAAGCCCUGCAGGCGCAAGAAAAAAUGUAUCAGGUACAUGGGGGAGGGAGGAGAUGGCGACGCCGAUGGCGACGGUGAAGCCGAAGAUGAGCACUCAGACAACCUAGGCAGUGUGGGUGAAGCUGGUACGCCUGAAGAUGACGAGUCAUUGAGUAGCCCCGGUGGUCUUUCCGGUUUAUCUAGUCUGGCAAGCCCCUCGCUGGUGCUACCCUCACCCUCGAGCUUGGCGAGCCCGUGUCCCCUGACGCCACCGGUGCUUAUCGGGCCCAGCAGUCACCAGCCACCCCAGCAGCCACCACUUGUAGCAGUGCAACAGCCACAGCCAGUCACUCCACAUCGUAAUCCAGUAGGAACGAAUCCACACGACAUCAAUAACCCAUUAAGCGUGAACCAGCUUACCGGCCAGUGUACCAAGACGGAACAGCCAGGACCCCAGCCCUCAAACCCGGCAAUUAGUGUCACGUAGCCCUGGCUGCUCAGAGCCAGCCGCGAGCUCGGCCCGAUGACACACGCGCAACGCACAAAUACUCAGGACAACGACCUGACCUCGACGACAAGUCCUCGUUUUCUUCUUUACAGCAACGAUCAGGAUAUUUUUUU
Copidosoma floridanum is the source of this 2394-nucleotide messenger RNA. Its product is annotated as protein pangolin, isoforms A/H/I/S. Gene Ontology annotation, cellular component: beta-catenin-TCF complex; chromatin. The record is from RefSeq and is a predicted model, not a curated record. Gene Ontology annotation, molecular function: RNA polymerase II cis-regulatory region sequence-specific DNA binding; DNA-binding transcription factor activity, RNA polymerase II-specific. Gene Ontology annotation, biological process: regulation of transcription by RNA polymerase II; canonical Wnt signaling pathway. Lineage: Eukaryota; Metazoa; Arthropoda; Insecta; Hymenoptera; Encyrtidae.